UAGAGCGGCACCACACCAAGCCCCGCCUCUUCCUGUCCGUUCUGCGCCCUGAUUGGAGGGAUUUGAAUAAAAGCGGGCCAGCCCCGGAUGCUGGUUGCUGCGAGGGAACGUUCAAACUGGAGCUUCGGUGAAGAAGAGACAGAGAAGAAAAGAAAUAAAGAAGGGAGGAAGGAAAGAAAGAAAGAGGCGGCGGAAUGAAGGCGGCCGCGAGAAAUAAAACCCCUCGGAAGUGUCUGCUGAAGAAGUCCUCCAACAACAACAUCCUGAAGGACCCCGUCGGCGUGUACUGCCGAGUGCGCCCUGUGAGCGUCCCGGACCAGGAGUGCUGCAUAGAGAUCGUCAGUGGUACAACGGUCCAGGUCCACCCUCCCGAAGGAUACCGCAUCACUCGCAAUGGGGAGUACAAAGAGCUUCAGUAUUCCUUUAAGGAGGUGUUUGGCAGCACUACCACUCAGAGGAAGGUGUUCGAUGUGGUUGCUCGGCCCUUGGUGGAAGAUCUCAUCCACGGGAAAAACGGUCUCCUUUUCACCUAUGGCGUCACAGGGAGUGGGAAAACCCACACCAUGACAGGGUCUCCUGGUGAGGGAGGGCUGCUUCCACGCUGUUUAGACAUGAUCUUCAACAGCAUUGGACCUUUCCAGGCGAAACGAUACGUUUUCAAGCUCGAUGACAAGAACGGGGUUGAUGUGCAAUGCGAGGUUGAUGCUUUACUGGAGCGCCAGAAGAGGGAAGUCCUCCCAACCCCCAAAACUCCAUCAAACAAGCGGCAAAUAGACCCUGAAAUUGCUGACAUGAUUAAUGUACAAGAUAACUGCAAAGCGGAUGAAGUCGAUGAAGACAAUGUCUAUGGUGUGUUUGUCUCCUACAUUGAGAUCUAUAAUAACUACAUCUAUGACCUUUUGGAUGAAACCCCCAUCGACCCCACCAAGCCAAAGUGGAACAACUGUGGCACUCCAGUUCGGAACGCUGACUUUUUGCUUCCCCAGUCCAAGAUUCUCCGUGAGGAUCAGAAUCACAACAUGUAUGUGGCAGGCUGCACGGAAGUGGAAGUCAAAUCCACCGAGGAAGCCUUUGAGGUCUUCUGGAGAGGCCAAAAGAAGAGGCGCAUUGCAAACACUCAGCUUAACCGAGAAUCCAGCCGUUCGCAUAGUGUGUUCCUGAUAAAACUGGCCCAAGCUCCCUUGGAUGCAGAUGGCGACAAUGUUCUGCAGGACAGAGAACUGAUAACCCUGAGCCAGUUAUCUUUGGUAGACCUUGCAGGCAGUGAGAGAACAAACAGAACAAAAGCCGAAGGAAACAGACUGCGGGAAGCAGGUAACAUUAAUCAAUCACUGAUGACACUCAGGACUUGCAUUGAAGUUCUGCGGGAGAACCAAACCUAUGGCACCAACAAGAUGGUCCCGUAUCGAGACUCAAAGCUGACCCAUCUAUUCAAGAACUACUUUGAUGGAGAAGGGAAAGUGCGUAUGAUUGUCUGUGUGAACCCAAAGGCUGAAGAUUAUGACGAGAGUUUGCAAGUCAUGCGAUUUGCAGAAAUCACUCAAGAGGUAGAAGUUGCAAGGCCUGCUGACAAGCCACUGUGUGGGUUAAUGGCUGGCCGGCGGUUUAAGAACCUGGCCUUCAGGGAGGAACUCUCUCAGCAGCUGGAACUCCGAGGUGGACCAAUUGAUGGAGAUAGAGAAAGGUCUGUCACAGAGAUGCUCUUACAGAACUUACCCCCAAUGCCUUCGUGUGAACUUCUGGACAUCAAUGAUGACCAGACUCUUCCUCGGCUGAUUGAAGUGUUGGAAAAACGUCAUCGCAUCCGGCAGAUGCUGUCAGAAGAGUUUGCCAAAAAUGUGCUUUCUGUAAAGAGCAUGCUGCAAGAACUUGAUACCAACAUUAUCUCCAAAGAGAACUUUGCGCAACUGAAAAUUGCAGAAAAAGAUAAAAUAAUAGCAGGGCAGAAAACAGAAGUUGAACGUCUGGGGAAGAAAACAAAAACUCUAGAAUAUAAGAUUGACAUCUUGGAAAAAACUGCGUCAAUUUAUGAAGAAGAGAAGCGCAACCUGCAGCUGGAGCUGGAGAACAAGAGCCAGAAGCUUCAGCGCCAGGCCUCAGAUAAGCGCCGGCUGGAAGCGCGGCUUCAGGGCAUGGUGACGGAAACGACCAUGAAGUGGGAGAAGGAGUGUGAGCGUCGGGUCGCAGCCAAGCAGCUUGAGAUGCAGAACAAGCUCUGGGUGAAGGAUGAGAAGCUCAAGCAACUGAAAGCAAUCGUCACAGAACCCAAGCCCACCAAACCGGAGAGACCUUCUCGGGAAAAGGACCGGGAGAAGGCCCUACAGAGAUCAAUGUCACCUCCACCAGUCCCUCUUUCCAGUCACUGCGCCUCUCAGCUCCCUCAGAGCAGCAACCACCCGCCGCCCCCCGCGACUCAGCUGCAGCUGCACAGGCGCUCUAACUCCUGCAGCAGCAUUUCGGUGGCCUCCUGCAUCUCGGAAUGGGAGCAGAGGACACCUACUCAGGGCAGCAAGUACCCCAGUGGCGCCGGCAGCGUGAGCGUGCCCAGAGGCAGGAGUAGACAGCAGGAGCCAGAGCAAGCCCGGCCCUUGCUCAUGCCAGACAGAAGGCGAGGCAUGUGCUGGACCGGAGGACUUGAGAACAGCGGGCGAGGGGCUCUAGAGCUGGAAGAAGACCCCUGCAGCAGGAAUGCCCCACUGGUUCGCCUCCGGCACAGGCGCUCUCGCUCGGCUGGGGAGAGGUGGGUUGACCACAAGCCCCCUUCCAACAUUCAGACAGAGACAGUCAUGCAGCCUCAUGUGCCUCAUGCCAUCACAGUAGCAGCUGCCAAUGAAAAGGCCCUGGCCAAGUGUGACAAGUACAUGCUGACCCACCAGGAGAUGGCUUCCGACGGGGAGAUCGAAACAAAGCUGAUCAAGGGAGAUGUUUACAAAACCCGAGGGGGUGGGCAGGCUGUCCAGUUCACUGAGAUCGAGACCCUGAAGCAAGAAUCUCCAACAGGUCGCAAGAGGCGCUCCUCUCCCGUGAGUCCGGUGCCACCAGAUGAGGCCACGGAAUCAGAAUGGACUGACGUAGAAACCAGAUGUUCUGUUGCUGUCGAGAUGAAGGCCGGCUCUUACCUUGGACCCGGAUACCAACACCACGCUCAGCCCAAGCGCAAAAAGCCAUGAAACGCUGAGUAUGUCCGUUGGAGCUCUUUUGUGAAAGACUUUCAUUGCCGGCCAGUGGCUAAAGGGAAGAGACAAAGAUAUAUAAAGAUAUAUGCUUUUUUGUGUAUGUGGCCCCGCUCUGCAUCGUGGCAUUGGGGAAAGAUGGCCUCCCCUUGUAUUCUGUUACCUCUUGACUGUCGCGUGGGAAGGCCGUCUCUCCCUCCUGAAUAAGCUUCCAGUACUUGUGUUCCUGCCACCUUUCUUCCCCUUGUAGUUUCCAGGUGUUCCUUCUUUCAGAUUCAAGAGACUAUGUAAAACACGCUGCUAUUUAUUUAGCUGUGCCCAUAAUGCACUUUAGAAUACCUCGGUGCCAGUUUCAGACUGUCGUCCUGAUUUAGCAAGGGACUCCUUCCUCGGCUUUUCAAUGGCUCUCCUUGGGCUGUGAGCAUCCAGGUAUAUGUUGCAAGGACUCACCUUCAAAGUCGUAGCUCCUUUCUUCACCUCUCGGUCUGCUCUUACCUGGUUUUAACGUAUCGGGACUUCUAGCUAGCUGUGCAGCAAGCAGAUGUUACCCUGUCUUUAUGUGUGGUUUUGUUAUAUCGAGAUAGCAAAUAAAAAAAACACAACCCUUUUCACUCCAAAAAUUUGAAA
Molecule: messenger RNA, 3800 nt
Organism: Sceloporus undulatus (fence lizard)
Lineage: Eukaryota; Metazoa; Chordata; Lepidosauria; Squamata; Phrynosomatidae
Gene: KIF23
Product: kinesin family member 23
Exons: 24
Coding region: 195-3170 (991 amino acids)
Biological process (GO): microtubule-based movement
Cellular component (GO): kinesin complex; microtubule; nucleus
Molecular function (GO): ATP binding; microtubule motor activity; ATP hydrolysis activity
Source: RefSeq, a predicted model, not a curated record